Messenger RNA from Prunus armeniaca (apricot), 210 nucleotides. NCBI's taxonomy places the organism in Eukaryota, Viridiplantae, Streptophyta, Magnoliopsida, Rosales, Rosaceae. The record is from the annotation of a GenBank genome assembly.
AUGGUGGUGAAAGAGGUGGUGGUGGAGGUGGUGGUGAGGAUGGCGGUUGUGGAGGUGGAGAUGGUGGUGGGGAUGGAGGUUGUGGAGGUAGAGGUGGUGGAGGUUGAGGAGGUGGUGGCGGGGAUGGCGGUUGUGGAGAUGGAGGUGAAGGUGGUGGAGGUGGUGGUGGAGAUGGAGGAGGAGGUGGUGGCUGUGGUGGUGAUGGCGUAG